UUCGGCCCCCUUGACCACCUUCGCCGGGCCGCGAGGUCGGCGGCGGCGGCGGCGGAGGAGGUGGCGGCGUGGGCCGCAAAAGGUGGUGUUUCUGCUGAGCAUGAUGACGAGAAGGCUCUUGUGGGAUUUCUCAAUGAAUCAAAAGAUCAACCUUCGGCUGAGAAUAGCAUUCCUCUUUCGCCACAAUGGCUUUAUGCUAAACCUGCUGAUAGCAAGUUUGGUGUUGUUGCUGCAUCAGGGGAUGCUCGCCCACCCACUCCAAAAGAUAUGUGGCGGUUGGAUAGUUCUCUGGAUAAGAAAGAAUGGAGAAGGAAUGUGCCCGAUAUUGAUAGUAAUCGUCGUUGGCUUGAAGAGGAAAGAGAAACUAGCUUACUUGGUAGGAGAGAGCGUAGAAAGGAAGGAGAUCGAGAAACUGCUGAAUAUCGCAAAAAUAAUCGCCGUUCUGAUAAUAUCUCUAUGAGAGAAGUUGCUGAUAGCAAAUGGUCAUCGAGGUGGGGCCCAGAAGACAAAGAGAAGGACUCUCGACUGGAGAAGAAGAUGGAUGUAGACAAGGACGAUUCUCAUGUUCAAAAGCAGCAGCUGCCUUUUUCUGGUGGGCUCCGUCCAUUGUCGGAGUCAGACUCACGUGAUAAAUGGCGGCCUCGCUACCGCCAGGAAAUUCAAUCUGGUGGGUCCACUAUGGCCCAUCAUGGGGCUCCUGGAUUUGGGUUAGAGAAAGGGCGUGCAGAGGGAUCAAAUGUGGGAUUUGCCCCUGGAAGGGGUAGGUCAAAUUUAAGCAGGUCGUUCUCUACUGGGCCUAUUGGUGCUUUGCCAGUAGAAAGGAAUGUGUCUGAAACUGUUCAUACUUUUCGGUAUCCAAGAGGAAAGCUUCUUGACAUUUAUAGGAAGCAGAGGACACUGCCAUCAUUUGAAGCUACUCCUGAGGGUCUAGAAGAAGUUCCUUCCAUUACGUUGUCUAGUUCUGUGACUCCAUUGGCCUUCCUCACACUAGAUGAUGAUGAGAAGGCAGCUGUAAAUGAUAUCUGGGAGGGAAAGGUCACUAGCAGUGAAGCAGAUUCUCCAAGUAAGGAGCACGCGACAGGAGUUGACAAUGAGAUAGGAUCAGAUUACAUACUUGGAGAAUUCAGCGACAAUGUCAAAUCUUUAACUAUUGCAGUGGAUAAUGAUCGCAUAUCUCCACUAAUUUCAGAAAAUGAUGCUUUCUAUGAUACAAAGGUCUCCUUGGGUACCAAUGGCUCUGUAGAGAAACCUGGUGAGCGAAAAUUGCUUAAUAAUGAUGGGCAUGCUAGAAAUUCAGAUUUUCUAAAGAACUCAAAGUUGGAAGAAGUGGACCCAGCUGCUACUUUUGAUGUUAGUGCUAAGUUGCCAUAUGAUUCAAGUUCGCUCUUUGUUACACCAACCGUCCAAGUUAUUCAGAAAACAAUUGAAUUAUCGAAUAGUAGUGAUGUUGCUCCAAAUCCUUCUACUCCUCCCGAGGAGUUGAGUUUGUUUUACCGGGACCCGCAAGGAAGGAUACAGGGCCCUUUUCUUGUUGCUGAUAUUAUGUCUUGGCUUGAAGAAGGAUAUUUUGGCACCGAUCUACCUGUGUGCCCUUCAGAUGCCCCAGAAGGCACUCCUUUCAGGCCACUUGGUGAACUUAUACCACAUUUGACUUCAAAAAGUGAACAAGUCCCUGUUGUAUCUCCUGUUCAAAAUAUCGAGCCUUUGGAGUCUGCUAGAGGCAACUCUGAGUCUCGAAUUCAUGAAUUUGCUGUACAGGAUGCUGACGAAGUGUUGUACAGGGGAAAGCUUAUGAGUAUGGAUAGGCCACUGGUGAAUCUUACUAGCGACCAAAGUAAUUUGUUACAGACCUCUAGUGGUCAUAUUCUAAUGGCAUCUGAAGUGGGACAAGUCUCUUUACCUAAUCAAAGGGACCCAAAAGAUAAUGAUUUGAAUUCCCGUAGAUUACUUUUCUCUGAGCUGGAAGGAACUCAGCCAAAGAACCCUCUUUUGUCAGUUGAUCAGCCGUUUCCUGAAACUGCGGCUGUGAAGGAUGUAUCUCUUUUUAGCCAUAGACAGGAACAACAUAUGGUUCCUGAUGAAUUUUCCACCAAGUAUAGGAAGAAUAGUAGUUCAAAUGUACUUCAUGAUGCUAUUGGUGCUAGUCAUUUGCCCACUAUUGAACACCAGUUCAACUUAGAAGAGCAUCUCCUCUCCCAGCAGUUACUUAAGCAGCGACUACAGCAGGAAGAGUUACUGGCCCAGCAAAAUCUCGAUUUUCUGCACCAUCAACAAUCUAAUAAUCACCAAGUGCCGGAUUUGGAGCACAUGUUGAAACUCCAGUUUGAACUUGACCAACAGCAACGUCUUCAGCAGUUGCAGCAGCAGAAUAUAAGACAACAGCUUCAUCAACAGGAGAUGCAAUUUCUGCAGCAGCAGCAGGAGCAGCAGCAGCAAUUAUUGCUGGAGCAAAUGCUGCAUCAGCAAUUAAAUGGCGAUCCACGCCACAGAAAUAACAACAUCCUUGAUGAAGUUCUGUUGAGGCAGCACCUGUUGAAUGAGUCACAGCAGCAAUCCCACUAUCUUCAACGAGAGCAUGAUGCACUUGUCGAGCAGCUUAUCCAAGCAAAAUUCAUGCAAAACCGUCAGCAUGGUCAGAAUUUGUUGGAUAUCUUAUCUCAUUCCAACAGUAGGCAGAUGCUUCCUUUCGAACAACAGAAGCUGCUUUUAGAUCUUCAGCAGGAACAGAUGCUCCGAGCACAGCAAUUUCCGAUUCCUUCGAGGCAGCAAUCGCACAUGGAAGAAAGAUUUAACCAGUUCAUCCAGCCAUCACCUAGUGCACACCUUAAUCAUUCUUCUAGACUUAGCCCAUUGGAUUUUGUGCACCCCCCUCAGAGAGCCUCGUCCGUUGAGCUCAACAACCAAAUUGAGCGGAAUGUUGCAUUGCAUGAGCUAUUAAACAGAGGUCAGGGGAUCCAUCCUCUUGAUAGGGCAAUUUCAUUACCUACGACCUCUCUCUCGCCAAACAUUGACCUUGUGAAUGACCUUUCACACAUUCAUUCUAGUGUUCAUCCCUAUCAACAUAGGAUGCCUGAACAGUAUGGUGGUUCACUCAUGGAUGCCAUGGAGGGGCACUUGAUGGUUGACUCUAAUAGGCAGCUGUCUAAUAACCUUAUAGAAUCACAGUUGAGACAGUUCCAGAUUGAAGCAGAGAGGCAGAGGAGAGGUGUGAAAUUGAGUUCAUCCUUUGAGAACCGAGAACAUGAUUUAGGAAAUAUGAUGAACCAAAAGAUGGUCCUGCAAUCUCAUCAGUCAUUAGGGCUUUCUGAUGUCUCUCCUUCAUCAUCUUAUGGCCGUGGGGAGCCUUCUUGGCUCUAUUCUCAUCCUAUUGCAGACAAUUCCUGUAAGCUUGCUGCAGAUAGAACAGACUACAGUGAAUCAUUGGUAGAAAAUUCUCUUUUCGCUACGACAAGGCAAGCAUCACAGGAUGGAUUAGUAAAUGCUAAUUUUGGCAGUCAAGGUAUGCCUUUUCAAUCUACUAGUGGAAUGUUUCUAGAACAGAAGCUUUUCCCCACAGAUGCUGAUGGAAUUCACAAAGAAGAGCUUGUAAAUACCAUGGGUCGCAAUCCAUCUAUAGAAAGAUUGAACUUUGCCGAUCCAAAUGACGGUAGGAGCAGAACAAAACCUGGUUCUAAAGCUAAUUUCAUGGGUAAAUCUAUUCUGGACAAUCUUGAAGCUGGGGUUGGGCAAAUGGUAGGCAGAGGUCAAGAAGAAAUGGAAGUUGCUGCUCCUAACAGACCUGCCACUUUUGGCAGUGCAGGUGGGGAUGCUAUCUUUCAGAAUUAUGAGGUUGGAGAUGAUAAUGCUUUUGUUGGCGAGAUAAGCAAGAACAGGAAUUCUAGUGCUACUCUGAAGGGGACUGAUAGUUCAACACUAAAGCUCGCCCAUGAUCAGAGAGCUUCUGUUUCAUCAGAGGCUGCAUUUUCGGAGUUAGUUUCUACUCUUCCUGUCAAAGAUGCUAAGAGAGAACCUGGAGGCGUUUCAGACGUUCCAUCGUCUGCCAAGAAAGAUGCAACAUUUCGUCGAGUGCCGUCAGGUGGCAUCAUUGCCGGAGCGUCGGAGCCUUCCUUCAUCGACAUGCUGAAGAGCACCAGCAAAAAGCCCACACUGGAAGCCGACGCGUCUGCUUCUGCUCCUUCCGACUCCUCAGAAUCCAUGCAGGGUAGCGGCAGCAAGAGCAACAUUAAGAAAAAGGGGAAGAAGGGUCGGCAAAUCGACCCGUCGCUUCUGGGUUUCAAGGUCCACAGCAAUCGCAUCAUGAUGGGCGAGAUCCAACGCCCCGAAGAUUGAGAGCUCGGUUUCGGUUUCUUUCCUCUCCUUCUUCGGCUGUAUAGGUUUGUAAAGUUAUUUUUUUAGUUUUGAUCUUUCUUAUUUUUCAUGAUAUUUGUUUUUGGUUUAAAAUAUUUGUGAAAAUAAAUAAAUAGGGUUCAAUUUUGAAAUUAAGCAGAGUCCCUAAUUAAGAGUGUGAAUUUGCAGAGUAUAGUGAAGGGGAUUAAUGAAAAAAAGAUUUAUAUGGAGUGAUAAUUGAUUACUACUAUACCUCCAAAUCACUAGAUUUGGCCAAUUCCA
This is a messenger RNA of Ananas comosus (pineapple), 4608 nucleotides long. RefSeq lists its product as uncharacterized. The annotation marks the transcript as partial. The record is from RefSeq and is a predicted model, not a curated record. Gene Ontology annotation, molecular function: protein binding. The transcript has 10 exons. NCBI's taxonomy places the organism in Eukaryota, Viridiplantae, Streptophyta, Magnoliopsida, Poales, Bromeliaceae.